UGCUGCGUUCUAGCGCCAAGAUUUCAAUAAAAAGGGCGAGCGGACAACAGAAUCCGCUUCAGUCUCUGCUCUUCGUCUGUGUUUGCUGUGCUUCUUAGUGUAGAUUUCCUCUCUUUGUUUUACGCCAACUUUUAAUUUAAGUUAACUUAUAUUUUUAUUUUUCUGUCCGUGUGAACUCCAGGGUAUAAAAAUGCUUUCUGCUCGCUCUCCUCUCUCCGUGAAGAAUGAAAACUCAGUCAGCAGUAAGAUGGACAACAUGUCUCUGAACAAAGAAAACACGCCACCGAGCCUGAACACGACCCGCAUUUUGGCGUCUAAAACCGCGCGAAAAAUCUUCGACGACGCUGCGCCCAAAGCUGUGAAGAAGAGCAGCGAGGAAGAGGAGGAGCCGCUGCUGAAGGAAAACCCUCGUCGCUUCGUCAUCUUCCCCAUCCAGUACCACGACAUCUGGCAGAUGUACAAGAAGGCUGAGGCCUCUUUCUGGACCGCAGAGGAGGUGGAUCUGUCGAAGGACGGCCAGCACUGGGAGUCUCUGAAGGACGAGGAGCGCUACUUCAUCUCUCACGUGUUGGCGUUCUUCGCCGCCAGCGACGGCAUCGUCAACGAGAACCUGGUGGAGCGCUUCACACAGGAAGUGCAGGUGACGGAGGCGAGGUGUUUCUAUGGUUUCCAGAUCGCCAUGGAGAACAUCCACUCAGAGAUGUACAGCCUGCUCAUCAACACCUACAUCAAGAAGCCAGCAGAGAGAGAAUACCUGUUCAACGCCAUCGAGACGCUGCCCUGUGUGAAGAAGAAGGCCGACUGGGCCAUCAACUGGAUCGGCAACAAGAACGCCGGAUUUGGAGAGCGAGUGGUCGCCUUCGCCGCCGUGGAGGGAAUCUUCUUCUCCGGUUCCUUCGCCGCCAUCUUCUGGCUGAAGAAGAGAGGCCUGAUGCCCGGCCUGACCUUCUCCAACGAGCUCAUCAGCAGAGACGAGGGCCUCCACUGUGACUUUGCCUGUCUGAUGUUCAAACACCUGGUGAAGAAACCGUCGGCAGCGACGGUCGGCGAGAUCAUCAGGAACGCCGUGGAGAUCGAGCAGGAGUUCCUGACCGAGGCUCUGCCGGUGAAGCUGAUUGGGAUGAACUGUGAGCUGAUGAAGCAGUACAUUGAGUUUGUAGCCGACAGACUGAUGCUGGAGCUCGGCUUCACCAAGAUCUACCGGGUGGAGAACCCCUUUGACUUCAUGGAGAACAUCUCUCUGGAGGGGAAGACCAACUUCUUUGAGAAGCGAGUGGGCGAGUACCAGAGGAUGGGCGUGAUGUCAGGCUCCACCGACAACACCUUCAGGCUGGACGCAGACUUCUGAGACCGAGGACUCAGUCAACCAAUAGUGUUAACUCUGGUGUCUACAUGUUGCCCAGUGCAUGCUGGGUAGUCGUAUCCAACCCUGGCGUAUAUGUACCUCACCCAGUGCAUGCUGGGAAAGUCUUCAGCACAGAUGUAUAGCAGAUGAAUACAGACUCUGGUCCAGAACCGUUGUUGUCGGAGGUCCAUCAGGAUGAAAUGACUUCAUAAACACAUGGAGCUGAUUUGUUUUUUUUGUAAAUUUAUUUUAUCGAUUUUGUAAUCAAAUGUAAAUAAAUAUUUGACUUUUUUUAGAGUUGUGUUUUAGGGGAUUUUGUAAAAUAUGUAUAUUAAGUUUAUUAUUUUUAGUGAUUCUUGUAAUAAAAGUUUGUAUAAAC
Molecule: messenger RNA, 1724 nt
Organism: Sander lucioperca (pikeperch)
Lineage: Eukaryota; Metazoa; Chordata; Actinopteri; Perciformes; Percidae
Product: ribonucleoside-diphosphate reductase subunit M2
Exons: 11
Coding region: 191-1348 (385 amino acids)
Biological process (GO): deoxyribonucleotide biosynthetic process
Cellular component (GO): cytosol
Molecular function (GO): ribonucleoside-diphosphate reductase activity, thioredoxin disulfide as acceptor
Source: RefSeq, a predicted model, not a curated record